Messenger RNA from Gasterosteus aculeatus aculeatus (three-spined stickleback), 2670 nucleotides. It is a transcript of the gene stxbp1b, whose product is annotated as syntaxin binding protein 1b. Gene Ontology annotation, biological process: vesicle-mediated transport. The record is from RefSeq and is a predicted model, not a curated record. NCBI's taxonomy places the organism in Eukaryota, Metazoa, Chordata, Actinopteri, Perciformes, Gasterosteidae.
UUCCUGAUCUCUUUUUCUGUGUAGCGAGGCGGGCAAGCACCAGAAGGCUCAUCAUGGCACCACUUGGACUAAAAGCCAUUGUUGGAGAAAAGAUAAUGAAUAAUGUCAUCAAGAAGGCAAGAGAAAAGGGAAAAUGGAAGGUGCUGGUGGUGGACAAACUGAGUAUGAAGAUGAUUUCCUCAUGCUGCAAGAUGACAGAUAUUAUGUCAGAGGGAAUCACCAUUGUUGAAGACAUAACCAAGCGCCGUGAGCCUCUGCCCAGCAUGGAGGCCAUCUACCUGAUCACACCUUCAGAUGAGUCUGUUGAGGGUCUGAUUGAUGACUUCAGAGACCCGCAGUCCCAGAGGUACAGAGGAGCUCAUGUCUUCUUUACUGACACGAUCCCAGACACCUUGUUUAGACUGUUGACCAAAUCCCGCGCCUCCAAAGCCAUGAAGGCCUUGACUGAGAUCCACAUCGCAUUUCUGCCCUAUGAGUCUCAGGUUUUCUCCCUGGACAAAGUGGAUGCAUUUCAGGACUUCUAUAGCCCAUUCAAGGCUGACGUGAAGGCCAACAUGCUGGAGCGUUGUGCUGAGCAGAUCGCCACCCUCUGUGCAACACUCAAAGAGUAUCCUGGCGUCCGGUACAGAGGGGAAUACAAAGACUGCGCAGUUCUCGCCCAGAUGUUACAGGAGAAAUUGGAUGGCUACAAGGCUGAUGACCCCACCAUGGGAGAGGGUCCAGACAAGUCUCGUACUCAGCUGCUCAUUCUGGAUCGUGGCUUUGAUCCUGUGUCGCCUCUCCUGCAUGAGCUCACGUUGCAGGCCAUGUCCUACGACCUGCUGGGCAUUGAGAAUGACGUUUAUAGGUUCGAGACCAGUGGGAUGGGAGAGACGAGAAUGAAGGAAGUAGUUCUAGAUGAGGAUGAUGACCUUUGGCUGACUCUGAGACACAAACACAUUGCAGAAGUGUCAACGGCGGUUACUCGAUCACUGAAAGACUUCUCUGCUAGCAAAAAGAUGAACACUGGGGAAAAGACCACAAUGAAGGAACUGGCUCAGAUGUUGAAGAAGAUGCCUCAGUAUCAGAAAGAGCUCAGUAAGUUCUCUACCCAUCUGCACCUGGCUGAAGACUGUAUGAAUCGCUACCAGGGUACCGUUGACAAACUGUGCCGUGUAGAGCAGGAUCUUGCAAUGGGCUUAGAUGCAGAGGGAGAGAAGAUCAAGGACCCCAUGAGGCUUAUUGUACCCAUUCUACUGGAUGCCAAUGUCAGUGUAUCUGACAAGAUACGCAUUAUCCUGCUCUACAUCUUCCUUAAGAAUGGUGUGACUGAGGAGAACCUGUGUAAGCUCCUUCAGCAUGCAAACAUCCCACCUGAGGACAGUGACAUCAUUUCCAACAUGGCCCACAUGGGCCUUCCCAUUGUUUCUGAGGGCACAACGAAAAAAGCUAAGAAGGCAGAUCGCAAGGAGCGAAUCAGUGAGCAGACCUACCAGCUCUCCAGGUGGACCCCUCUGAUGAAGGAUCUUAUUGAGGAUGCCAUUGAGGACAAACUUGAUCCGAAGCAAUACCCGUACAUUUCGCAGCGACAAACAUCUGCCAAAGCCACCGCUCCAUCAAGUGCUCGCUAUGGUAACUGGCACAAGAAUAGGGGCCCCACAGAGAUGAAGACAGGGCCAAGGAUCAUACUUUUUAUUAUUGGAGGGAUGACGUACAGCGAGAUGCGCUGCGUCUAUGAGGUCACCCAGGCCAAUGGCAAGUGGGAGGCCCUGAUUGGUUCCACCCAUAUUCUCACCACACCCAAAUACCUGAAGGAACUUCAACACCCAGACUUCCUGGACCCCAACACCCCUCCAGAGGGCAUACUGGGCCCAAAUGAGCCACCUGCCGAAUGAAAAGACAUUUGAAAAUAAUCAACUGAACCCUUCACCCCCUCUCGCUUUCUAAAGGGCCUCAAGAUUUGGAGAGAGAAGCGUAAACCAAGAAAUUACAGUGCUCCCUCGUCAGCCCUCAACAGCUAUCAAGAUCUUCUCCUUCAUGUUUAUUGCUUUGCAUUUGUAUUCACAUUUGUUUAGAGGAGUUUAUGGGAUUAUAAAUGCAUACUAGACAGUGACGAUUAUUCCACUUUUUCAGUGGAAAAUGGUAUUUUUCAUGGAAACUUUUGCUCUACGUGUUUUAUUUGUUCAUGGUCUUUGUAACCUACCUAACUAGCUACACACAAUCUUCUGUCAUGUAUUUAAAGUAUGUGAUAUUGUAGGUAGAGAUAUCCUUAUAGUAGCAAGCCUGCCACACUGAACAAUACCUCAGUUUUAUAUGACAUUUCCAAGGUCAGAAAAACUUGACCUUGGAAAUGCAAUAUAAAGCAGCUCUGAUUCCGUAGCCCUCGCUAAGGAAAACGUUUUGAAAAUUAUUUCUUUGCAUGUUUACUUUCUAGGCAAUAAUAAUUGUAUUGAACAUAGAGGUUAACCCAGCAGGAUUUUAGGCAGUUAUAUUUUAGAUAGAUUUACCUUGUGCCCUGUGUCUGUCUAUAAUGUAAUGAGUUGAUGUUGUGUAGUGAUCAUGAUUAAAAAUGUAUGUUUGUUAAAAUAGAUAUCAGUAUAAUACUGUAAAGUAAGAUUUAUAUAUCCACAUACAUGAAUAAUUAUCGCGGCAGAAUGUGUGCUAUUUAAUAAAGUGUCUUUUGUCAAACCA